ACAUUUGAAAUCGCGCACUCUGGUAACACGGAAACGGUUGUUGGGCCACGCGCUGAUUAACCUAAUCUAUUCUCAAGGACAAUAAAUAAUCGUGUUCAAUCUUAUCUAAGAUUUUAAAAGUGCCUUUUCUUGCCUAGAAUCAAUUAAAACAUUACCUGACCAGGUUUUGGUGCCAGCUACAAGCUCGUGGAACCCGUGAAACCUGUUGCUAACCCAACAAUUAAAGUUAAUUAAAGCCUCACCCGCCUUCGAAAGCAACCAACCGAAAAAGCAAAAUGGCAAACAGAAGAGGUGAAGAGUCGCCUUUCAUUGAUGAGAAGCGGCCAGUGAAACUGAAUCCAUCAUAUGAAUCCCAAAUGAAGGCGAAUCCCAAUGGCAAAGGAUCUGGCUUCAUGAUGUCAAAACUCAUGUCAACCCUGCAGCCGCCAGAGGAUAAAUAUAAACUGGUCUUCUUCAUAUUUGUGCUGCACGGGCUGGGCACACUGAUGCCCUGGAAUAUGUUUAUUACAGCGAAAUCAUAUUUUGAGGACUUUAAAUUGGGUGAAAAUUACACGGUUAAAAGUGAGGUCAAUUACAGAGGUAACUUUAUGCAGAAUAUGGGCUUUGCUUCACAAAUCCCGAAUGUCCUCUUUAAUUGGCUAAACAUAUUCAUGAAUUUUGGCGGUGAUCUAACCAAGCGUAUUGUAUUUAGCAUUCUAUUCGAACUGGUUAUUCUGAUAAUAACUGUUGUGCUCGCCAUGGUGGACUCAUCCGAGUGGCCUGGCAUAUUCUUUUGGACUACAAUGUCUUCCAUUGUGCUUAUAAACAUGUGCAACGGCAUCUAUCAGAGCACUAUUUAUGGACUCGUUGCGGCCUUACCACCCAAAUAUACGGGUGCCGUAGUUUUGGGAUCAAAUAUAAGCGGAUGUUUUGCCACGAUUAUGUCUAUGUUAUGUUCCAUGUUUUUCACCUCAAUGCGAACAUCGGCUAUAUAUUAUUUUUUAACUGCAAUUUUGAUUUUACUCUUUUGUUUUGACACGUAUUUCGCGCUGCCUUUAAACAAAUUCUUCAAGCAUUAUGAAAUGCUGAGCAGCGAAAAGAAAUCCGAGUCGAACAGCCAGUUAAAUGUACCCUACUGGAAAAUAUUUAAGAAAGCUUCGCCACAGCUUUUUAACGUAUUUUUUACUUUCUUUGUUACACUAGCUGUUUUUCCAGCCGUCCACUCGGAUAUUAAGCGUUCCAACGAUUUUAUAAUUGGCGAAAAGUAUUUCACAUUAGUCACAUGUUUCCUAACGUUCAAUGUGUUCGCGAUGCUGGGCAGCUUGACCACGUCCUGGAUACAAUGGCCCGGACCGAAAUUUUUGGUUGUGCCUGUAGUUUUACGUGUCGUUUUUAUACCCUUACUGAUAUUCUGUAAUUAUGCACCGAAAGAUAUUGUUCGAACUCUACCAGUUUUUAUUACCAACGAUUGGUUAUAUUGGAUCAUUGCGAUUAUAAUGUCCUAUAGCUCCGGCUAUCUAAGUUCCUUGGGCAUGAUGUAUGCACCACAGACGGUUAAUGUCAAAUAUCAAAUAACCGCCGGCAUGUUUGCUGCCGCGAUGCUUGUGACUGGCAUUUUCUCUGGCGUAAUGUUCUCAUAUUUGAGUCCACUUAUUAUACAACUUUGAAAUUUUCUUUCACUUCAACGAUUUGCUUUCAUUUUAUUUUUCACAUUGCAUGUAGCUUUAAUUACCCACAAAAGGAUAUUAAUAAAUGGACAUACUAAUUUUUAUACAUUAAGCAUUGACUGUUCACUUUUUCACAGACUAACAAACUAUUGCAUUAUAUUUAUCGCGUUGAAAAUAAAACAAUACAAAUCAACCGUAUGUGCAUUUGAAACAUUGAUUUGAUAAAUUGGAAACACGUUUUUCAUGCUUCAAACAAUGUUAUUUUGAUGUUUGCGAAGUUCUUGAAUAUACUUAAGUAUUCAACGAAUUGUGCAGCUAGAAAACUUGACUGCAGCUUAUAAAACCGAAGAUUAAACUGAAGUGAGUAAUUGCGAAAGUAGACUGAAUAUUGGAGAACAUAAUCGGAAUUCAGACACUGUCUCUCAAACCAAACGACAAAUGCCUUAAAAAUGAGAAUGAUCUCUCAGCAUCGGGUCUCUAAAAGUCUAAGAAUUGAUUUGGAACUGGAAAUUUAAGAGAACCUGAAGAGCGACAAAUGCUUAACAAAUGAGUAUGCUCUUUCAGCUUCAGCUACUUCAGCAUAAAUUUUAUAUUUUUUAUAUAAAAGUAAUUCAAGCAUUCACAGAACGUUAAUUAAGUAAUAAUUGUUAAUUAUAUAUUGCAGAGUGGGCAGAUAACUAACAAGCUGAACGGAAUUGACGAAUUAGAAUAGUUUAAUAUGCAGAAGCAAAUAUUUCGGAAACAGCAAAAUAUUGGGAAUGGAUUUAAGAGUAUAAAGAUGCCGGAUAUGCAAACACCUUAAUCAAACGCAGAAGUAGAACAAGAUAUUUCAGCCAAAAGAAUUUGCUGCUCUCAUUAUACAAAUAUUUAUAUACAUUUUGGAAACUGAUAAAUACAGAUUCCAUGCCGA
Drosophila novamexicana is the source of this 2556-nucleotide messenger RNA. It is a transcript of the gene Ent2, whose product is annotated as equilibrative nucleoside transporter 1. The record is from RefSeq and is a predicted model, not a curated record. Bases 276 to 1646 code for a protein of 456 amino acids. NCBI's taxonomy places the organism in Eukaryota, Metazoa, Arthropoda, Insecta, Diptera, Drosophilidae. Gene Ontology annotation, cellular component: plasma membrane. The transcript is spliced from 3 exons. Gene Ontology annotation, biological process: nucleoside transmembrane transport. Gene Ontology annotation, molecular function: nucleoside transmembrane transporter activity.